Messenger RNA from Staurois parvus, 753 nucleotides. NCBI's taxonomy places the organism in Eukaryota, Metazoa, Chordata, Amphibia, Anura, Ranidae. The record is from the annotation of a GenBank genome assembly.
CAGAAUAGUUUCCUCUGUUCAAGGGGUUCUUGCUGCUGUUCUGGAGUCAUUGUUAUUACAUCCUGCAAAGAUGUGAAAUUUGACAGGCAUUGGCUGGCUACAUCUUAUAAUUGGUUUAUAAUCCCCUACAUGGUAUAUGAUACCUAUGCAAUGUAUCUUCGUCACUGGUACAAAUGUCAAGACAAAAGCACAUCAAAUGGGAAAGAUCACUUUUCUGCUGCAAUAAACAGCUUACUGCGGAAAGAUUUCCUUAUGCUGGUUCAUCACACAGCCAUCUUGGCCAUCCUUGUUCCUAUAGGACUGUUUUUAAGAAGAGACAUUGGAGAUUUCUUUGUAGGCUGCCUCUUUGUGGCAGAAAUGAGUACCCCAUUUGUUUCACUUGGAAAAGUUUUAAUACAGAUGAAUUUGCAGAACUCCUUCUUGCAUAAAGUAAAUGGUGCAUUUGUGCUCAUAACGUUCUUCAUCUGCCGCAUCCUGCUCUUUCCUUUUAUGUACCACGCCUACGGAAAGCAGUAUGGGAUUCCACUAUAUAAAGUACCUUUCAACAUUCCCUUGCACUGCAACAUUGUAAAUGCCACCAUUAUGGCUCCACAGAUAUACUGGUUUUGGCUCAUUUGCAGAAAAGCCUUAAGACUCUAUAUACCAGUUCUAGCUCCAGUAAAGACAGAUAACACUCGCCUGUAUGACAAAGUCAUGUUUCAUAGCAGUCUUUUCAUUUGGCAAGUGAGGUCCCUUGUAAGGGAUGGGGACUGA